This is a messenger RNA of Acaulospora colombiana, 222 nucleotides long. NCBI's taxonomy places the organism in Eukaryota, Fungi, Glomeromycota, Glomeromycetes, Diversisporales, Acaulosporaceae. The record is from the annotation of a GenBank genome assembly.
AUGAGCCUUUAUAAUAAUCUAAAAGAAUUGAUAAAAAAUACCGUAGAGUUUAAGUAUGAUUCAUUUGAAAACAUAGGAUCCAUUCCGUCAUCAAGUAACAUUCGAAAAGCUUACUUGAGAGGACCCGAUAAAAACGUUGUGAUCAAAUACCUAAGGCAAAACAAGUAUAGAAACGAGGAAGAAUACUAUGAAUAUUUUAUAAGAGAGGCUCAAAAUGCCUAG